AUGUUAUAUAUAGGAUGUUUUUUUUUCUUUUUACAAUUUUAUGGAUUAGUUAAAAUUUGUGUUUCAGAAGAAUUUCAAAAGAAAGAAGAGAACUUCCUUUUAAAAACAUGUACUGAUGAAGAAAAGAGGGAAUUUGCUAAUUUACAAAAUGAAGGAGAUGAAUGUAGAAAUAUAGAAGCUCAUAUGAAUCCUUUAGAUGCUUCAUUAGGUAAUGAAACUAAUUCUGAACAAAAUAUACAAGAGGUAUUAUUUGUUUUAAAUGAUAAGAUUUAUAACUUACCAUGUUAUAUCUUUGAUUUACAAAAUAGUCCAUCUAGUUCACAAAACAAUACUUCUAAUUUACAAGUAUUUGAAAGUACCUUACAAAACAUAUAUUGUGAUUUACCAGGUACUUCUAGUGCAUCAAAUGAGGUUAAUGUUACUGAGAAUAAUUCUAUUAAUUUACAAACUAAUACAUCUAGUUCGCAAAACAAUACUUCUAAUUUACAAGUAUUUGAAAGUACCUUACAAAGCAUAUAUUGUGAUAUACCAGGUACUUCUAGUGCAUCAAAUGAGGUCAAUGUUACUGAGAAUAAUUCUAUUAAUUUACAAACUAAUACAUCUAGUUCGCAAAACAAUACUUCUAAUUUACAAGUAUUUGAAAGUACCUUACAAAACAUAUAUUGUGAUUUACCAGGUACUUCUAGUGCAUCAAAUGAGGUUAAUGUUACUGAGAAUAAUUCUAUUAAUUUACAAACUAAUACAUCUAGUUCGCAAAACAAUACUUCUAAUUUACAAGUAUUUGAAAGUACCUUACAAAACAUAUAUUGUGAUUUACCAAGUACUUCUAGUGCAUAUUAUGAGGUUAAUGUUACUGAGAAUAAUUCUAUUAAUUUACAAACUAAUACAUCUAGUUCGCAAAACAAUACUUCUAAUUCACAAGUAUUUGAAAGUAUCUUACAAAGCAUAUAUUGUGAUUUACCAGGUACUUCUAGUGCAUCAAAUGAGGUCAAUGUUACAGGGAAUAAUUCUAUUAAUUUACAAGGCACUACAUAUGAUCCACAUUAUAUAUAUUUUGUUUUGCAAAGUAAUAUAAAUAAUUCUCAAAAUGCACCACAUGAUUUACGAAACAACAGUUUUAAUUUGCAAAACAGUAGCUCAAAUUUUCAAACAAAUUCUGCUUUACAAUUUGUAUAUUCUAUUUUACGAACUAAUGUUGAUAAUUUACAAGAUGAAUUAAUUAAUUUACAAAAUAAUCAAUCUGAUUCACAAUAUAAAACUUGCAAUCUACAGUAUACAUCUAUUAAUUCAGGAGCAGUAGAUAAUUUUAUAAAAAAUACUAUUAGUAGUUUACAAAAUGUGAUAAAUAUUUCAUGUGAGGAGAAAAUGAACACUGAUAAUAAUGAAAAGGAUUGUAAUAGUCUACUUAAGAGAAAAUGUGAGCAAAUAACAGAAGAUUCUGUAAAAAAAAGAAAACUUCGCAAACGUGGUAAAGAAGAUAAAGUUACUAUAUGUGAGAGUAUUCCCAGUUGUAGUACAGAUUCUCCAGAGACCAGUGAUUCUACAAUUAGCAAUAAAAGUUUUAUUUCAUUGCUUUUAUCAAAUGUUUUUGAAUUAGAUUUAGAAAAACUUUUGACAAUGAUUUUUUCUUUACAGAAUAAAUUUAAUUCAUUAAAAGAUGAAUACAAUGAAUUUGCAAAAGUAUUAUAUUUUAACAUUGAUUCGUUAAAAAGAUUUUCAGAUAUUGCAAUACAAGAUAUUGAUCCUACAAUUUUAGAUGAAAUGGAAGAUCAUUAUUUUAAAAAUAAAACAUAUAAAUAUAUGAUGAAUAAUAAGAAGUUUUUUUUAUUACUAGCAUCUAAUGAAAAAGAAAAAUAUAUUAUUAAAAAUGAACAAAAAAUAAUUAAUGCUAUACGAAGCUCUAUAUCAUGCUUUAAUAGUUUACUCAGCGGAAUUAAACGUAUUUUGGAAUCACAUAAAAUAAUGGAAAGAGUUUUGAAUAGUAGUCUUUAUUAUGAAUUUUUUGUUAGUAAAUAUAUAUUAAUUUCAGAAGAAUCUGCUUUAUUAUAUAAUGAAAUCUUUCAAAAUUUAGAUGAUUUAAUGAACAUUACUGAAGUAUCUCUUGAAAAAGGUACACUACCAUUUAAUAAAUUAAAUAUAGAUCUUUUAGGUGAUCUUAUCGAUAAAUAUAAUAAUUCAACGAUGUUAUUCAAUAGAUGCUUUAAGGAUUUUGAAGCAUUUUUUGGUUCACAAAAUAUUUCAUAUAAAGAUAACAAAAUGUUAGUAAAAACUUUAUUUCAUCUUCUUAAUGAUCAGUAUAUGAAUAAUAAAAUAAUUUUUAAUGAAAGAAUGAUAACUCCUUAUGAAAAAAAUAUCUCAGAAAUAAUAUCCAAGAUUUUAUUAGAAGAAGAGGAAGACAUUUCAUUUUAUCGUAAUAAAGCUUCCACAUUGGUUAAUUUAAAGGAUGAAGAAAUGAAUAUAAAUAACACAUCUUUAGCUCACUUGUUAGGUAGUGAAACAGGAAAAAGAACGUUAAUUUCUGUAUGUGAAAAUAUAUUAAGAUCUCUAAGAUAUUUAUUUUUUUUAAAAAAAGCUGAAUCCCUUAAUAAAAUUUUUUUAUUUUUUAAAAAAAUUAACACAAUAAUCAGUGAGAAAAAGUUUGAUGAAAAUAACUCUGAAUCAAAAAAGUUAGUGGAAACUUCUUUGAAUGAAUUGAAAGAUCUAAGGAAAAUAUAUAAUGAAACUAAAUUAAGCAUAGGAGGUAGAUCAUCGUUUCUUGCUAUAAGACAAAAUAUACUAGCAAUUCAAGACUAUUAUAACUCUUUACUGUCCAUUAUGAAUUUAAUAAAUAAUGUCCUUGUUGAUAUUAUUAAAACAAAUGACAAUAUUCAUAUUCGUAGUAGAAAGACAAAAUUUAUUAAUAGAUUGAAAUUAAGAAUAAUAUACAUGUUAUUUUAUAUCAGUAAAGUGACAAAAGAAUUUAACAUAAAGAUAAUACAAUGA
Plasmodium gallinaceum is the source of this 2982-nucleotide messenger RNA. RefSeq names its product surface-associated interspersed protein (SURFIN). The record is from RefSeq and is a predicted model, not a curated record. The coding region runs from base 1 to 2982 and encodes 993 amino acids. NCBI's taxonomy places the organism in Eukaryota, Apicomplexa, Aconoidasida, Haemosporida, Plasmodiidae. The transcript has 3 exons.